UUGUUUUUACCUGUGCAGGUACUCUGUAACAGUUCUCCAUUGAAGACCAGUUUGAUUCCAAAUGAAUUCAUGCUGCAAGUGGAAAACCGCAGCACAUGGAGGAAGUUACCAGUACCAGUGAACAACGAGCUGAGGAGAAUCUUCACCCGUGCAAAAUUGUUUGAUAGACUUAUAACAAGAAGCAUCAACGACCUUCAGAAAAUUUACAAAGAUUACUUGAACAAACAUUGCUUGAGUUUCCUCCAAGAAGGUGAUCCAAGUGGUCUGAAGGUUCCCAAUUCCUAUGAGAAAAACAUCCAGAAAUGGCGCCAGGAAAUUCAAAACGAAUACACCAUUCUGCAAUGUCAACUGACAGAAUUACAAGACUUGGGUGUUUCUCUAUUGAAUUACGUUUCAACUAUUGACAGAGUGAGUCAGGUAAUGAGCGAGGUCCUCGACUUCUUACCUCAUAUAAUCGAACUGAUUAAACUGUGGUUAAUCGAAGAAGAGAUAUAUUUGAAGAAAAUCGAAGACGAACUCAGCUCUUUGUUACGGAAUAAGAGUCGUUGUAGCAAAGCCUUGCGCCAACAACAUGUGGUCGUGAAAGAGGUCCGGGGCAACUACCAACAGCAAAAAUUCAUCAGUCAGAGGUUAUGGCAAGACGUCAAAGCAACCCUCCAGGAAAAGAAAGUCCUCGAACAACAAGAAAAUAUCCUCAAAAACAACUUGAACGUCACGGAAAGCGAAUUGAGUCUCAAGAAAUCUACUCGUGCCGAUGCCGAGGUGCAGUUUCAGAGUCACCAAAGCACUUCACCGAUGUUCUUCGACCACUGGACUGAUUUUAUCGAGAAACAGGAACUUGACAUUUGCCAGCUGAGACUUCGAAGAGAUCGCGUUAAAGUCGAAUGGAGCCGAUUGAUCAAAUCGAAAUACUAUUGCCAGAGGAAACUCGAUGAUGUAGACAGCAAGUAUCAGAGCUGCAAGAAGGUUCUGGAUCAAAUGGAGAGCAAACUUCAGAAAGAAGAAGAUGAUUACUUAAAACUGGAGAGGGAUUUGGACGGCCUUAUUGCCAAGGUUGAUGUUCUGGAAAGAAUCAGAGAACAGAAAAUACAAACGCACACCAUUGAAACGAUAUUUAUGAAACCAAAAGCUUUAGAAUCUGAGCCCAAUUCGGACACCACUUUUGACAAGGCCUCAAGUCUGGUUGCAUCAGAAAUCGGCAAAGACUGGAUUUGCUUGUACAAAAUCUUACCAUUCCGUCCAACACGAGAUAUAAGAUCCAGAAUGCGCGAUAUCGAAAUAAUUGAAAACCAAUACCAGAGCGGUGAUCAAGCUACGAAGGAAAUGGCAUACCAAGCCUUGCAGAAAUGGAAACUGUUCAGUGACCAUUCCAGCAUCAAAAAUUUGACCAAUGCACUGGAAAGACUGAACAAAACGGAGAUUUUGAUGAUGAUGAAAAAAAAUAAAUUUAUUACAGCAAAAUAAAUAUGCAACAUACACACACACACACGUACAUAUGUAUGUAUGUAUGUAUGUAUGUAUGUAUGAAUGGAUGGAUGUGUAUAUAUAUAUAU
This is a messenger RNA of Octopus sinensis (East Asian common octopus), 1553 nucleotides long. RefSeq lists its product as uncharacterized. Gene Ontology annotation, biological process: signal transduction. The record is from RefSeq and is a predicted model, not a curated record. Bases 70 to 1464 code for a protein of 464 amino acids. Gene Ontology annotation, molecular function: protein binding. The transcript is spliced from 4 exons. NCBI's taxonomy places the organism in Eukaryota, Metazoa, Mollusca, Cephalopoda, Octopoda, Octopodidae.